GCAGUAUUUUGAGACGAAACGCUUCGGAACGUCUUAUCCUUUCAAAAAAACUCCUUACGGUGCCGUUUAACAAUCUAAAAUUAUCCGGAUAAUAAUAUGGCAUCCUUAAUGAACAAGCCCAAGAGUGAAAUGACACCUGAGGAACUUGCUCAGAGGGAGCAAGAAGAGUUUAAUACUGGUCCUCUUUCCGUCUUAACGCAAUCUGUGAAGAAUAACACUCAAGUCCUGAUCAACUGUCGAAACAACAAGAAGCUGCUAGCUAGAGUGAAAGCUUUCGAUAGGCACUGUAACAUGGUCUUAGAAAACGUGAAAGAAAUGUGGACUGAAACACCCAAAUCAGGAAAAGGGAAAAAGGCAAAACCAGUUAAUAAGGACAGAUACAUUGCCAAAAUGUUUCUUCGAGGAGAUUCUGUUAUCUUAGUGUUGAGGAAUCCAAUGGCAGCUGGAAAGUAAAGUAUGAUUCAUUCUUGUAUCAUAUUUUGUAAAAAGGAACUCUGAUGUCAGUUUGAACGUUUCUCUUACGAGUUGGCAACUGUUAAAAACACCUACAGCCACCAUCACCUGGAUUUUUUUCUGCAAAUGUCUUUAUACGCAUGCAUCAAGGAGUUGGUGUGUAUGAAUUGUGAUAAAUAAAGUGCUAAACGAGCUAUACUCUUCUUAGUGAUUUCUGUAAACAAACAAUGUGAAUAGCAAGUGCAAAGAAGCUGAAACUCUCUAUGUGAGGGCUGUAGGUAAUGACACCACAGGCUGCUAGUCCUUUAGUCAUCCUUUAGGUAAAGUUUCAGUCACUUGUCAAACUUUCUUGGGAGCAACUACACAUACAGGACCACUUGUGAAGAAGUGGCCCAGUAUUCUGUAGGUUAGCCUUUUCCUGAGAUAGAAGCCUGGAAUAUGGCAGUGUCGAUAUGUGAAUUGCAGUAACAUUAUUUCAAGAUUCAAGAGGCUUACGUUAACAGCUUGGAUGUUGGCUGCUGUUUCAUUAUUAUUGACUGAUAAAGAUCAUGGUGAACUCACAUGCCCUUUUCGUCUAGUGAUUCAAUUUAUUUGACUAUUGUAUCUAAGUGACAGAAAUGAUUAAGCAAUAAAAAAGACUUUUACUAUCUAACAAA
Pocillopora damicornis (cauliflower coral) is the source of this 1109-nucleotide messenger RNA. RefSeq names its product small nuclear ribonucleoprotein Sm D2. Lineage: Eukaryota; Metazoa; Cnidaria; Anthozoa; Scleractinia; Pocilloporidae. Gene Ontology annotation, cellular component: small nuclear ribonucleoprotein complex. Gene Ontology annotation, molecular function: RNA binding. The record is from RefSeq and is a predicted model, not a curated record. Gene Ontology annotation, biological process: RNA splicing.